Betta splendens (Siamese fighting fish) is the source of this 6737-nucleotide messenger RNA. Its product is annotated as NACHT, LRR and PYD domains-containing protein 12-like. The coding region runs from base 1915 to 5487 and encodes 1190 amino acids. The transcript is spliced from 14 exons. Gene Ontology annotation, molecular function: protein binding. The record is from RefSeq and is a predicted model, not a curated record. Lineage: Eukaryota; Metazoa; Chordata; Actinopteri; Anabantiformes; Osphronemidae.
CAUACAUUUCAAAUUUUUUUAUCAUGUGUGUAUGAAUUUGUGCUGCUCAUGCUCAAAGACUUUUAAAUAACAACAGGACAGAGCUACUGAGGAAAGUGUUUAUUAAUAAUACUGUAGCUGUGGUAGCAAUACUGUAACAAUAGUUAUGAUAAUCAUAUAUAAUAAACCAUAUUUGUUUAAGCAGAUUGAGAUCAUACAGAAACAAUAACCAGGUAAAAAUCUAAAAAUACCUAAAACAAAACAAAAACAACAAACAAAAAAUCUAUUUAAUUAAGUAAAGCUGCAAUUAGACAUCAGGAUCUCUUUGUUUGUGUAAUGUACAAUAAUACAAUGUUUCACUACUGAUCAGGAAGAAGAAGGGAGGAUACAUAAAGAAUAAAGCAACACUGGAGCCACAAAAAAAAAAAACACGAAUACAAACAGAAUGGAAAGAAAUUCGGUUUUGACCUAAAAACCGAUUUGGAAGAAACUGCAAUUGUAGCCUCACUUCACACUGUUUACCAGAACAUCCUCUAAGUGUGUUAGAUGUUCAGCAUUAUGAGCCAUGGAGUACACAGUUCCAAACAACGGCCUUUUCAUUUUUUCUGAAUACAAAAACAAUUUUUUAAAAGAAAAACAGAUGAUGGUGCUGCAUGAUAAUAAAACGCUAACUUGCAAAUUGCAUAAACAGGAGCAAUCAAACAAUAAAUGGGUCAGUUUUUUAUAAUCACUUAAACAACUCAAGGGCUGCAGACAAAACCUCAGUGUACACAGGCUCCUCCAUCCAUUUCAGACACUGCAUGCAGCCUGCUACACACAUGAAGCUAUCUAUGAAGCCGAAGUGAAAGUAAGAAAAGGAAAAGUUAGCGCUGAUCACCUCGAAGGUGAAAAAGCUGAGUGACACACCUGAUGAAGGUGAUCAGCAGGGAGAGAAACCCAGCAGGACAGCGGCCCAGAACCAGGAAUGCCCACCCUUGAUCUACCUGCAGCAUCGGGCCCUGUCUCACCUGGAGUCCUCUGGGAGCACUGAGAGAGUCGUGUUUUGAUUUCUCCAGUGCUUUCAACACCAUCCAGACAUCACUGCUGAGGAGAAAGCUGGAGGUGGCAGGUGUGGACCAACAUCUGGCUGCUUGGACCAUCAACUACCUCACAGACAGGCCACAGUUUGUGAGGCUGAAGGACUGUGUGUCUGAUGUGGUUGUCUGCAGCACAGGGGAUGGUGCUCUCCCCUUUUUUCUCUUCACACUGUACACAUCGGACCAAUACAACUCCCACCACUGUCACCUCCAGAAGUUCUCCGGACUUGACUGGUCAAACAACACAGACACUCUGUAUAAGAACAGCCAGAGUGGCCUCCACCUGCUGAGGAGACUGAGGUCCUUUGGUGUGUGCAGACAGCUGCUAAGGACUUUCUAUGACACUGUGGUGGCCUCAGUAGUCCUGUAUGGAGUUGUGUGCUGGGGGGGCAGUACAGGCAGAGACAGGAAGAGACUCAACAAGCUGGUUCAGAAAACAGGCUCUGUCCUGGGCUGCACACUGGAGUCCAUGGAGGAGGUGGUGGACAGAAGGAUGCUGGUAAACUAACAUCCAUCAUGGAGAACCCUCCACCCCCUGCACCACUGUAGAGGCUCUGAGCAGCUCCUUCAGCACCACACUGUUACACCCACAGUGCAGGAAGGAGCGCUAGCGCAGGUCAUUCCUCCCCACAGACAUCAGACUGUACAACACAGCGCUACAGUGACACACAAUGUGGAUCACAUGUGGAUCACAUGGCGAACCUGUCUUCUUACUGUUGUAAAACCACCAAAACAGGAGAGAGCAUCAGUAGAACACAUUUACACCCUUCAAGGGAGAAAGCCAGGUUCCUUUUGUAGUUCUGACCUCUUCUUCCUGUGACCAAAAGUACAAAGUCUGUGUGGUGGAAAGUGUGAAUUCAUGAGUCAGUGUGAGGACAGAGAGGAGGGAGCCCUGCCCUCUAAAACCAGUCUGUGUGAAGACCAUGAGAGCCAGAACAAAGCUCAGAGGUUUCAUCAGAGACAAGACUCUGCUGAACUUGGUCCUGAACCUGAACCCAGCUGCAUGUCCUUCCGGAGUAAUGAGUCAAAGGAAAUUAUUAUAACUUUUAAAGACCAACAUGCAUUAGAGUCAAAAGUGGACCAGCAGACCUCAGAGGUUUCCAUUGCUCAGUCUGUCCAGCAGCACCAAACACACCUGGACUCCAUAUUUAUGCUGCUGGAGGAAAACAUUGUCACGUUUGUGAAGAAGGAGCUGAAGAAGAUCCAGAAGGUUCUGAGACCCAAUUACCCAGAAUGCUUAGAGAGUCAGAGGAAGGAUGAAGAGGAGAUGGAUGGUGAGGAUGAAGAGCAGAAGAGGAGCAGCAGAGACGCGUUUCUGAAGAUCACAGUGAACUUCCUGAGGAGCAUGAAGCAGGAGGAGCUGGCUGACUGUCUGCAGAGAUCUUCUGCUGCAGUUUGUCAGGAUCAACUUAAAUCUCGCCUGAAGCAGAAGUUCCAGUGUGUGUUUGAAGGCAUCGCUAAAGCAGGAAAGCCAACCCUUCUGAACCAGAUCUACACAGAGCUCUACAUCACAGAGGGAGGGACUGGAGAGGUCAACGAUGAACAUGAGGUCAGACAGAUUGAAACAGCCUCCAGGAAACCAGACAGAGCAGAAACAAGCAUCAGACCAGAAGACGUCUUUAAAGGCUCAGCUGGAAGAGAUGGAGCCAUCAGAACAGUGAUGACAAAGGGAGUGGCUGGCAUUGGGAAAACAGUCCUAACACAGAAGUUUACUCUGGACUGGGCUGAAGACAAAGCCAACCGGGACAUACACUUCACAUUUACAUUUACAUUCAGAGAGCUGAAUGUGCUGAAAGAGCAAAGGUUCAGCUUGGUGGAACUUGUUCAUUACUUCUUCAGUGAAACCAAAGCAGCAGGAAUCUUCAUUUUUAAACACUUUAAGGUUGUUUUCAUCUUAGAUGGUCUGGAUGAGUGUCGACUUCCUCUGGACUUCAACAAUACUAAAACCCUGACUGAUGUCACAGAGUCCACCUCAGUGGAUGAGCUGCUGACAAACCUGAUCAGGGGGAACCUGCUUCCCUCUGCUCACCUCUGGAUCACCACACGACCUGCAGCAGCCAAUCAGAUCCCUCCUGGGUGUGUUGACAUGGUGACAGAGGUCAGAGGGUUCACUGACCCACAGAAGGACGAGUACUUCAGGAAGAGAUUCAGAGAUGAGCAGCAGGCCACAACAAUCAUCUCCCACAUCAAGACGUCACGAAGCCUCCACAUCAUGUGCCACAUCCCAGUCUUCUGCUGGAUCACUGCUACGGUUCUGGAGGAGCUGCUGGAAACCAGAGAGGGAGGAGAGCUGCCCAAGACCCUGACGGAGAUGUACAUCCACUUCCUGGUGGUUCAAACCAAAGUGAAGAACAUCAAGUAUGAUGGAGGAGCUGAGACAGAUCCACACUGGAAUAAGAAGAGCAGCAAGAUGAUUGCGUCUCUGGGAAACCUGGCUUUUGAGCAGCUGCAGAAAGGAAACCUGAUCUUCUAUGAGUCAGACCUGACAGAGUGUGGCAUCGAUGUCAGAGCAGCCUCAGUUUAUUCAGGGGUGUUCACACAGGUGUUUAAAGAGGAAAAAGGGCUGUAUCAGGACAAGGUGUUCUGCUUCAUCCAUCUGAGUGUUCAGGAGUUUCUGGCUGCUCUUCAUGUCCAUCUGACCUUCAUCAAGUCUGGAGUCAACCUGCUGUCACAUCUUAUGACGAAACAUGAACAUACACCGUUCUACCACGUUGCUGUGGACAAGGCUUUAGAGAGUCCAAAUGGACACCUGGACCUGGUCCUCCGCUUCCUCCUGGGAUUUUCUCUUGAGAAAAACCAGUCAUUCUUGCAAGGUUUGAUGACACAAAUGAGAAGUAAUUUACAAACCAAUCAGGACACAGUUCAGUACAUCAAGAAGAAAAUCACAGAGUUUCCUUCUGCAGAGAAAAGCAUCAACCUCUUCCACUGUCUGAAUGAGCUGAAUGAUUGUUCUCUAGUAAAGGAGAUCCAACACUAUCUGAAAUCAGGAAGUCUCUUCACACAUAAUCUGUCUCCUUCCCAGUGGUCAGCUCUGGUUUUCAUCUUAUUGUCUUCAGCAAAUGAUCUUGAAGUAUUUGACCUGAAAAAAUACUCUGCUUCAGAGGAGGCUCUUCUGAGGUUGCUGCCUGUGGUCAAAGCUUCCAACACAGCUCUACUGAGUAGCUGUAACCUGUCAGGGAGAAGCUGUGAAGCUCUGUCCUCAGUUCUCAGCUCUCAGUCCUCUAGUCUGAGAGAACUGGACCUGAGUAACAACAACCUGCAGGAUUCAGGAGUGAAGCUACUGUCUGCUGGACUGAAGAGUCCUCACUGUCGACUGGAGACUCUCAGACUGAGUGUGUGUGACCUGUCAGAGAGAAGCUGUAAAGCUCUGUCCUCAGUUCUCAGCUCUCAGUCCUCUAGUCUGAGAGAACUGGACCUGAGUAACAACAACCUGCAUAAUUCAGGAGUGAAGCUACUGUCUGCUGGACUGAAGAGUCCUCACUGUCGACUGGAGACUCUCAGACUGAGUGUGUGUGACCUGUCAGAGAGAAGCUGUGAAGCUCUGUCCUCAGUUCUCAGCUCUCAGUCCUCUAGUCUGAGAGAACUGGACCUGAGUAACAACAACCUGCUGGAUUCAGGAGUGAAGCUACUGUCUGUUGGACUGAAGAGACCUCAUUGUCGACUGGAGACUCUCAGGCUGUCAGGCUGUCUGCUCUCAGAGGAAGCUUGUGUCUCUCUGGCCUCAGCUCUGAGCUCCAACCCCUUCCAUCUGAGAGAGCUGGACCUGAGCUACAAUCAUCCAGGAGACUCAGGAGUGGAGCUGCUGUCUGCUGGAGUCAAGGAUCCACACUGGAGACUGGACACUCUCAGGGUGGAGCCUGGUGGAGUCCGAUGGUUGAGACCAGGUCUGAGCAAGUAUUUCUGUCAACUCAUCAUUGACACAAACACAGUGAAUGAGAACCUACAGCUGUCUGACAACAACAGGAAGGUGACACGUGUGGAGGAGGAUCAGUCAUAUCCUGAUCAUCCAGACAGAUUUUACUUUGGUCCUCAGCUGCUGUGUAGUAAUGGUCUGACUGGUCGCUGUUACUGGGAGGUUGAGUGGAGAGGAAGAGUUUAUGUAUCAGUGAGUUACAGAGGAAUAAGGAGGGAAGGAAACAGUAAAGACUGUUGGUUUGGAUUCAAUGAUCAGUCCUGGAGUCUGUUCUGCUCUGAUGAUGGUUACUGUGUCAAACACAAUAACAUGGUAACACUCAUCUCCUCCUCUGUGUCUCACAGAGUAUCAGUGUAUGUGGACUGUCCUGCUGGUUCUCUGUCCUUCUACAGAGUCUCCUCUGACAAACUGAUCCACCUUCACACCUUCAACACCACAUUCACUGAACCUCUUUAUCCUGGGUUUGGGUUCAUGUUCUGUUCUCCUGGUUCCUCAGUGUCUCUGUGUGAUGUGUCGUAGUGAAAGUUUGAUCCUGUCAGAGAAACGUUGUCACAGUUGAACAUAGUUCAGUUUGUUCAUCUCUGUCUCGUUUUCAGAUUCAUGUUAAUAAACCAGUUUCUUUCUGAACCAGUUCUAAAUGAUUCCUUGUGAACUUCUUCCUCCUCCGCCCUUUAAAGAUGGAAGCUCUGAUUAUUCCAGGAUCAAAUGUUCAUGACUUGUUGUGAAGUUGUUUUCCAGUGAAUAUCCGGAUGUGUCACAGUCUCUGGUCCUGUUCCUUUUUUUAAGUUCCUUACAUUCGGUAGUGUCUGGUUCCCUGGUUUUAUUUUGAAGUUCUUCCUGUCUGUCGUGCGUUGGUUCGGAUCUCUGGUUUUAUUUUGAAGGACUUCCUGCCAUAAUCACUCCACAGCUGUUCCCUGCCAUUACCGGUCAUUAUCCACACCUGCACGUCAUCAGUAAUCAGUUCAGUAUAUUUAAGCACCACCUCUCACUCUAGCAAACCGCCAGAUUGUUUGCUCGUGUUGCGUGUUAUCGCCACUUUCAGCUGGACCCGUCGUGCACCGUGUAUCUUGUUUUUACCCUCUGAAUCCGAGCCUGCCUAGUCCUUGUCUGCCCUGGUCUUCUGCUCUUGCCUGUUACCGACCCUGUCUGCCUGCCUGACCACGAUUCUACGCCUGACUACCUGGUAUUGUAAAUCAGUCUCUCGUGUACGACCCUUGCCUGUCCCUGACACCGGUUCUGCCUCCUCCUGUAUGCGCUGUAUGAACUGUCCGUGUAUGACCCUGCCUGACAUCGACACUGAGUUGGAAUAAAUUCCUAUUGCUACUCAUCUCAGCCUGUCCGUGCCGUGCAUGUGGGUCCGCCGCUUGACGUUCUGACAGGAUGUUUCAGUUCAACAAAUGACAAACUGCAACAUCAGAGAAGAAUCACUGAGCUGAAUGAGCGAGAAGCUUCCAGAUGUUCACUGAUGAUGGUUGAAUGAAAACUGUUGAUUGAAUGUUUCUGAUCAUUUUCUUUCCCUCUAGUAGAAGAGAGCGGAUCAGCCUCACAUUAAAGUUCUUUAUUUACCUUUAACAAUAAAUAAUCACGUUAUAAUCACAAUAUAGAAAUGUCUAUUACUUUGAACUGUGAUUAUAUUAUAACAAUCACCAUGAUGUAACAUGAGUCAUAAUAGAUUCAGAGUCACAUGAUGAACCUCCACAUUCUGUAUGUACUGAAAUAAUAAUGUAAUAAAAUCUCACCACGUCUGGUUCAGAGUGUUUCUGAUUCAC